Messenger RNA from Aspergillus pseudonomiae, 951 nucleotides. RefSeq lists its product as uncharacterized. Bases 1 to 951 code for a protein of 316 amino acids. The record is from RefSeq and is a predicted model, not a curated record. NCBI's taxonomy places the organism in Eukaryota, Fungi, Ascomycota, Eurotiomycetes, Eurotiales, Aspergillaceae. The transcript has 6 exons. Gene Ontology annotation, biological process: mycotoxin biosynthetic process.
AUGCAAAGCUAUUAUAAAAACCCAUAUACGCCUCUCAGUACCGAGGACGACAAUACAUCCUCCGAUGCUCUGCCCACACAGGCCCAGAGGAAUCCAGUCUAUACCAAUAAGGGAAUUCUAACUCUUACGACUUCAUUAUUUCUUCUAUGCACCGGUCUAGGUGCGGCAUUAUACUAUCAAAUUAAUUCAGCCUGUGGGGCUAGUUAUGUACCUGAAUCUUCACAUAUCAAGGUACCUCAUCGAGCAGUGACAUUUCUUCCACACAACGAGUACACAGAACAGCUUCCAGAUGAGCCGGGGUCGGUAUGGGAUAACUUAAUACCUCCUGGGAGGGGGUUUGUUACUGCAAAGCGGACAAAUUCGGGAUCUUUAGCCUUCGAAGAGCACUCUUCGGUGUCCUCUAACGAAGAUCAAUCCAAAGAAUACUACUGUAUCUCAGCUUUCCACCAGAUGCACUGCCUUCAGGCCAUCAUUUUCAAUGCCCUGUAUUCAAAGAACCAUUCAGAUCAUAAUCACAGGGACGAUCAUAGUGAUCAUACUAAGCACUGCAUCGAUUAUCUUCGACAGUCCAUAAUGUGUGCGAGUGAUGCGACGCUUGAGGGCUCAGGGGUGUUAGGGGGAGACGGGAACCGGGCUGUCGACGGGUGGAAGAAUACGCAUCAGUGUCGAGACUGGGAUAGCCUGUACAAUUUUGCAUCACGCCAUCGCAUGUUAGAUUCAGAUGGUAUUGUGGUGGAGACCUCCAAAUAUCUUACCACAUUACAAUGGAUCGAUAACCUUUUCACCAAUUCCUGGCCUGAAGCACAGUCACUGAGCCGCGGAGUCGUAUUUUGGGCCAUCACAUCUAUUUGGGGCAGGCGUGGGUCAUUGGAUUACAUCAAUAUGAAUGAGGCACUGCCGGACCUUGUCUCUGAGCUGCGCCCACGUGGCCCUGACAAGUUAGCCAUCUAG